Messenger RNA from Caenorhabditis bovis, 369 nucleotides. The record is from the annotation of a GenBank genome assembly. Lineage: Eukaryota; Metazoa; Nematoda; Chromadorea; Rhabditida; Rhabditidae.
AUGGGACUAGCGGGAAGCAAGAGGAAGGAGACGACGUCUCCGAAGAAUGAGUCCGAAUCAAAUAAAGUUGCUUCAGUAAAAAGAAAACCUCGUCCAGAUGAGAUGAUGCACAAAUAUGCCGAGGUGCUGAAAGCACAAGGAGUCUUGCCCGAAUUCUUUCUGGUCCAUGAAACGAAAAGUUCACAAUAUGUCGAUGAAGAUGGAGACGUAGCAAAUGAGUUUUAUGAAGAAAUGAAUGAAGGAGAUAAGCGACGUCUGUGCCGAUUAUUAAAGAAUUUGAAGCCUCGAGGAAAAGAACGGUAUGCAAUUCCUCGGCUCAAACCUGAUAUUCCAGUAGUCAUCUGGGAAGUUGGAAAUGAAAAAACGUGA